AUGGACGGUGGAGAAUCCGCAUACCAAAAUGACGCGCCGCCCCCGCGCAGCUCCGUGUACCGUAAGCUCACGCUCACCGUCGAGUGUGACGCGCUGCUGAAGCCCGCCGCGCACCGACCGGAGCUGCAUACGUCCAAGACGGGCGAGGAGUGCGUUGCGUUUUUUCGCAUGGAGAAUCUGCCGACGGCCGUGGAGCUGGAUCGCAUCAAGGUCCGCUGCUUUCACACGUGCGCUGGGCUGAGGGUGGAGGGGGAGUCAUGUCUGGAUGCGCUGUGGAAGGUGGGGGAUUGUUUGAUGGAGAGGUACCAGGCGCUGGGGAGGAGCGUGAGGUGUGAGCGCAUAAUGGCUGGAGAUGGGAGGGAUUAG
Molecule: messenger RNA, 366 nt
Organism: Ascochyta rabiei
Lineage: Eukaryota; Fungi; Ascomycota; Dothideomycetes; Pleosporales; Didymellaceae
Exons: 1
Coding region: 1-366 (121 amino acids)
Source: RefSeq, a predicted model, not a curated record